AUGGGGCUUCUCAACACAAAGCCGUGCUCACUGAUUCCCGCCAAGGAGGCGUUUGAGCGCGAAAAGAAGAUCUAUGGCAAAGCGAUCUUGUCGUUCGAUGGAGUCAAUGGGUACGACGUGUACAACUGCUCUAUCCCCUUCACCUACGAUGGCAAAACAUACAUCUUUGGCCGUGUGGAGAAGAAGGAUGAGUGGGUUCACUCAAACAGCAUACUGUUCGAAAAAGUAGGUGAGAACCGAUACCGGCGGCACCCAGCAUCCAUCACGUACAACUUGGAAGAUCCGUUUGUAGUGAAGAUUCACGGUGAAAUGGUCUUUGGCGGCACCCAUGUCACGAAGAACGGCGGCAAGGUGUCCGAUUACCGGUGCGAAUUCUACCACGGGACACCCUUCAAUCUCAAGUACUUCUCUUCUGGUCCUUCAAAAAUGAAAGACAUUCGUCUCGUUGAGCUGGCUGACGGCAAGAUCGGCAUCUUCACACAUUUUCGCACAGAGGGUUCAUGCCUGACCGGCUUUACUACUAUCGAUAAGGUAGAGGACCUUACCGUGGAGGUGAUCAACUCAGCAAAAUUGAUCAACCACCGCCCAUUUGGAGACGCCUGGGGAGGCCCGAGCCAGGUGUACUUGCUCUCAUCCGGCUUACUGGGAUGCAUAUCUCAUCACGGUUACCUCCUCGAUCAGAAGGAUGGGAUUCAGCUCCGCAUUUACGCUUGCACAUCCUUUGUGUUCGACCCUGCAACCUACGAGGUGUACAACUUCAAAAUCAUCGGAACCAAAGGGUGCUUCCCACCGUGCGAACCAAAACUACCGCACUUGGCCGAUUGCGCCUUCGUGUCUGGUAUCGAAAUGCGCAAUGAUGGCAAGUGCAACCUGUACAGCGGCAUUGGGGACGUUGCCGAGGGGUACAUAGUUAUCGACUACCCUUUUGAAGGAUACGGCAAGAUCGUAAGCGAUGUCGCCUUCUGA
Leishmania mexicana MHOM/GT/2001/U1103 is the source of this 966-nucleotide messenger RNA. RefSeq lists its product as hypothetical. NCBI's taxonomy places the organism in Eukaryota, Euglenozoa, Kinetoplastea, Trypanosomatida, Trypanosomatidae. Bases 1 to 966 code for a protein of 321 amino acids. The transcript has a single exon. The record is from RefSeq and is a predicted model, not a curated record.